Molecule: messenger RNA, 2643 nt
Organism: Carassius gibelio (silver crucian carp)
Lineage: Eukaryota; Metazoa; Chordata; Actinopteri; Cypriniformes; Cyprinidae
Gene: cabp1b
Product: calcium binding protein 1b
Exons: 8
Coding region: 876-1622 (248 amino acids)
Molecular function (GO): calcium ion binding
Source: RefSeq, a predicted model, not a curated record
CUAUAAUUUUUACUGAAAUCUCCUCUCAGAGUUUGGCACAUGUUGGCCAACAUCUGAUAAGUGAAUAAACUUUUGAUGCCAAUAACGGUAUAUUUGCAAAGAGGUUGAUGCUUCAAAUGUCUGAGGUGAGAGUGGCCUAAACAGGAAACGAUCGGGCUCUGUGGGCAAGUGCCAGCUCAGCAGGUGAAUUCUGGGAAGGGCUUCCUGUCCUCCCCUAAUUACCUGCCGUGGCCUUUGGAUGGGAUGCUGUGAUUUGGCAGCCUUGGCGCAUCCGUGCCUGGUGUGACCCAACCUCACCUCUUCCCAUGGAGCUUUUGUGUCUUUGAUUUGAACGCUGGCCCUCGUUGCUGGGCGGCACAACUACACGCCAAGUGUGGGUAUUUUUAGCUCUAGCCUCACAUCCGUAUGCGUGUAAUCAACUGUUUUCAUACAUGCACUCGCCAGUUUGUGUUUUUGGAUUAGUGUCUUCAGCAUCUUGCUCAGGGGAAGGUGAUACGCACGUCCGUGCGAGCCUCUUUGUCUGUUUUUGCCUUGUUUGGAUGGACGGCUUCAAAAAUGAGCAGCUGAGAGAGAGAAAGAGGGAGGGAAGUGAGUGAAAUAGAUGGUGGGGAAAACGAAGGGAGGGUAAAAGGGAAAGAGAGAGAGAGAGUGCAAGCAAGUGUACAAGCAAUCUUGGCUUUUCUCUUCUGAGCAGCCCUUCACACUGAGAAACAUGUCUUCUUUUUCUGAUCCCUCCAUCCAUUCCGUCACUCCUCCCUUCCUGUCACCCUGAUGUCCUGCACCCCCACCCUUGGAUCUUUUACAUCCUUUCCCUAAACUCCAUCUUUCCUAGAAGAUAAGCCUGCAGACUUCAUCUCACCAUCUGUAAUCCAUGCAUGGAGACAUGUGGAUGCUCACACACGUGUGCAAGCGGCUGCAUUGACUCUCAAGAGCGUAAAAUUAGCAGAAGGGACUUUACUAUGGGAAACUGCGUUAAAUCGCCGCUUAAGAAUUUCUCCAAGAAGGACCGGAAGCGCAGCUACAAAGCAGUGCAAUCAUGUGAUGAAGGAGUGAGAUCUGGAGAGGCCCUCGCGGCCUUGACUCAGAACUCAACAUACAUGCACAAUGUGCUCGGGCCUGCCUGCAUCUUCCUCCGCAAGGGCUUCGCUCAGAGCCGGCAGGCUAACAGAGAGCUGAGACCAGAGGAAAUGGAUGAGCUACGAGAAGCAUUCAAAGAGUUUGAUAAAGACAAAGAUGGCUUCAUUGGCUGCAAAGACCUUGGCAACUGCAUGAGAACCAUGGGAUACAUGCCUACAGAGAUGGAGCUCAUCGAACUGAGCCAGCAGAUCAACAUGAACUUGGGAGGACAUGUGGACUUUGAGGACUUUGUGGAGCUGAUGGGCCCCAAACUUCUGGCUGAGACGGCAGAUAUGAUCGGAGUAAAGGAAUUGAGAGAUGCUUUCAAAGAGUUUGACACCAACGGAGACGGUCAGAUCAGUACAGCAGAACUAAGAGAGGCCAUGAAGAAACUUCUGGGCCAGCAGGUGGGUCACAGAGAUCUGGAGGACAUUCUGCGGGACAUCGAUUUAAAUGGAGACGGGCACGUGGACUUUGAAGAAUUUGUGCGAAUGAUGUCGCGCUAGAGGAAGGGUGGACAAACCACAUGAAAAACUGGAUCUCUAGUGCUCCGACAUAAAUAGAGGAGGAUGAAGGAGAGGAAAAAUUAGGAGGAAACGGGAGCAGCCUCACAAGAGGAACUUCUGGAACAUGACCUCUGACCUCAAAGCACAAAUGAAAGAACUGCACUAUAACCCUUCAUAAGCCCAGACGCCAACAGUGGGGAUGAGAGGACGACUCUAAAAUAAACUGAAAUAUAUCUGUGUAACAGGGGUUUUUAACCUUUAUCAAAGCCUGCAAAGGGUCUGAUGCAAAAAAUAUGCCCCGAGAGAAACCAUUUAAAACUGAUAAAACUCAAAUAUUAAAAUAUCCAGUACUUUCAUUUACUGGCAUCUCACAUCUACUUUGUAGAGAGCAUCAGAUGAAUUGCAAUAACAUUGCUGUUUCAUAUUUAAGCUAUUUAUUAAUAUUUGUAAAGUACAUAGAGAUGAGUGUGUGUAGUUUCCCUUUAAAAGACUCUGGCUGUUUUACAGUAGCCUAUGAUAGAUUAUUACUCACAAAGAUUUUAUUUUGUAUAUCAAUGUACUGGUAAAUGCUGGAAAACUUUGCUAUCAGUCAUUUGCUAUUAUUGUACAGUACAUCGGACCUAUGCACUACUGUAUGAGUGGACAUAUUUUUGAAAUGUAGAGAAAGAUUUGCCAUAAAGAAAACAUUAAACUGCCCUUGUUUGCACACUGUCUUGCAUGACUGAUAGUGCUGAUUCAUUUGAGUCAACACAGCUGAGUAGCAUACACUUAUAAGCACACUUUGCAUAGUUUUGUCAUGUAUUUAAAUGUGGUAAGUUUAGUUAACAGUCAAAUGAGCAUCUUUGAUCUUAAUUCAUUAUUUGAGAUCUACUUUGUGUGAGUGAAUGUGAGCUUGAGAGGUUGGAUUGGUUUUCUUGUGUCUUAUUUGUGUGUUUUCAAGUUUGUCUUACCUGAGUUAUUCUAUGCAUGCCAAAAAACUUUUUGUAGAGUGUAGAUUUCAUUAAAAACUUGUGCAAUAAAA